AUGUCCCCUGAUUCAAUCUUCGAAGAGGCCAUUCGCGUGACCCCGUUGGGUGCCAACACUUAUGCCGCUAAUCUUCGGCCCGAAUGGUGCAUUGGAACUGUCGCCCAUGGCGGCUAUACAACCGCCGUGCUAUAUCGGAUGGCGCUCACACAUUUCGAAUAUGCUCACCCAACGCACUAUAAAGAACCCGCAACCCCGAUUUCCAUCCAACUAUCUUUUCUGCGGCGCACAGCUCCCGGCGCAGCCACAUUAGUAGUGGAUGACGUCAAACUGGGUCUCCGAACAAGCACAAUCCAUAUCAAGGUGCUGCAGAAGUCUGAGAAGCAAAAGAACAAACUGGAAGUCAAGAUCGCGGGAUAUAUCACCGUGAGUCCCGCGAGCACCGAAGUGGGGAUUAAUGCGCCAACGGGGUGGGCCUUGCACCCGGCGUCCCCGGGGGGAUCUCACCCCGACGGCCGGGUCAAUCUGCCUGUCCUCGGCCGCACCGGCCGAGACGGCGUAUGGGCCAGGCUCAACACCCCGUACCCAGAAACCCGCCAAGCAGAAUCCCACACCGAGUUCUACACUCCCGGGUCAGCGGCCAUGCGGCAGCAUAGCACGGGGAGAAUCUUGGGUGAUCAGUGGAUGCGCUUUCGACCGGGCGGCGACCCCGACGCGCGUUGGACGAAUCCUGCUGUCGUCUACGUUGUUGAUAUGUUUCCCAUGAUCUUGGAUGGCUUGGAUUCUCUAGCGGCCCAGUCCAUGGCCCAGACGGAUGGUGAUGAGUCUUCUCCAGACGCGCAGUUCUGGUACCCGACUAUCUCUCUCAAUAUUGAUAUCAAGAAGCGCUUGCCGCCCCAGGGCGUCGAGUGGUUGUAUAGUCGUGUGGCAAUCAAGGCACUUCGCGAUGGCCGCACGGAUCUUGAGAUUACCGUGUUGGAUGAGAUGGGUGAUGUUGUUGCGCUCGGCACGCAGGUUGGGUUGCUAGUGAGCGCCAGUCGGAAUUUGGGAUCGAGAACGAAGCAUAAGCUUUAA
Penicillium alfredii is the source of this 1014-nucleotide messenger RNA. Its product is annotated as thioesterase family protein. The transcript has 2 exons. The record is from RefSeq and is a predicted model, not a curated record. Lineage: Eukaryota; Fungi; Ascomycota; Eurotiomycetes; Eurotiales; Aspergillaceae. Bases 1 to 1014 code for a protein of 337 amino acids.